Messenger RNA from Porites lobata, 10792 nucleotides. NCBI's taxonomy places the organism in Eukaryota, Metazoa, Cnidaria, Anthozoa, Scleractinia, Poritidae. The record is from the annotation of a GenBank genome assembly.
AUGUUCAAGACAAGAUGGCAGGGCUUGGAAAUCUCGUGGCUGCAUGUUUGAUUGGUAUUUAGCCCCGUUUCUGUACAUGAAUCAUUUAAAAAUUCAUAACAGUUAUAUAACGGUAUACUUAAAAAUCUGCUGCUUUAAUUAUUUCAGAAAAAGAUGUCGAUUCAGACGUGCUUUGGACGUGGUCCUACCCCUCCAUAACACAAACUUUCCGUAAGAUCAUUCUGAGGAAAUGCUGUCUAAAGACUGAUAAAGAGGAGAUCAUACCUUUUUGUUUUGGCCAGUUUAACAAACAGUGGUUUUAUAUUUACACAUCAGAGGUUAAAAAUUCUGAAGCAUUGAGUAAGGUUGGCUGUCAUAGUUCUUUAUUUUUCAUGGAUAAUCCCCAUCUUCACCCCGGCCCUUCCCCGCCCCCCAAUUCCUCUGGCUGAUUGGCUUAACAUCUAGAGUUAAGCUCCUUUAGGCGGACAACCCCGGGAAGCAAAAAGCAAAAAAUAUAGACUGACAGAAAAUGAAGAUGACGACUGACUGGAAUGGUUAUUCUUCAAGGGUUAAAGAGGGUCUUGUUAAGGCAUAAUGGAUCUGUCAAUUCCAAGUGUGCCCAUCCCACCCCCGGGCAUUUGUCAUUUUGUUUUGGAAAAGCUGCAAAUGCCCCACGGUGGGGCCGGGUGUUCAUACAAAAAACCCACGGUGGGCUUUCAAAUAGGGUGCAAAUGCCCCAGCCAGUAAAUAAGCCAUAAAUACCCAUUUAUGGGAAAUCUGUAAUAAUUUGAUCAAACUCACAUGUGAAGCACCCUAUGCAAAUUGCUUCUAGCAGCUACACUGUAUAAAUAAUAUUAUUAUUGCAAAAGGAUCACAUUGAUAUGAUUAAUCUCCGUGACAGAACUAUAAAUUAGAAUUUUAAUAAUACCUUUCAUAUUUUUGAAGAUGUUUAAUAUAGUGAAUGAUUGAGUGACACAUGGUUAAUAUAGUGAAUGAUUGAGGGUUAACCGAUGCACUUUACAUGAGCACUUUCUCAUCACGAUGGAACUGUUGAAUUGUUGCUUUUAACGAUACAAUACCCUAAGUUUGUAUUAGCUGUCAAAUAUCACGCACAGUUUUUCUAGGCGUUUCUGCCUCGACAAUUCACGUCCAAAGAAAGUGUCUUUUCCCUUAAUCUCUUCAAACAAUUGGUUGUUUUGCUUCCAUGUGCGAGCUGAUCAUGAUGACGGGAAGCAAUUUCAACUCACUGUUGCCUGAGAGAAAACAAAGGGCAUGAAUUCUUGUUUAGCUUACUUGUGUGUCUUGGAAUUUUUCAAGAUUUUUAUUAAAUUUUAACAGGGGUAAGAGCAUUUUUUUUUUCAGGAAAAUAUUGAGGCCAAUUUUCAACGUAUUGUAUCUAAGCUUUUUAAAAACCAUUUUAAAACUGAUACUGAUUCCUACCAUUUAAAACCAUUCUUUGAGUGAUAAUUAUCAAUACAGUCGAACCUCCCGUAAGCGACCACCGAAAAUGCGAAGACAUAGUCAGUGGUCGCUUACAGGAGGUGGUCACUUACGAGAAUCAAACCACAGGGGGUUUCUUCCGAGAAGAGGUCCGGACACAUCUACUUUAAGGAAGAGAAUUUAUUGCAUUCAAUUUCCAAGUUGCGACAUGUGCAGUGAUGUUCCAUGUUGUUACUAAGGUUCUUCGUAUAUCCUAAGUAGGAUAGUUCACACAGAGACCAUAAGAGAUCAGAAAACUUGUCAAGUGGUCGCUUACAAGAGGUUAAAAACAAUAGAAAAUUGUUAAAUCAUCAGCCCCAAAUAGUGGUUGCAGUCGCUUACAGGAGGUGGUCGUUUACAAGAGGUUCCAACUGUAAGACUUAAACUGGGAAAGUUUUGGUGUUUUGGAUAGGUGGUCGCUUAAGGGAGGUGGUCGCUUAUGAGAGGUGGUCGCACAUGGAGGUUAGACUGUAACAUACAUGUGUAAUUAUUGGGAAUUGAAAUUCCACACUUGUAUGAGUUCUGUUUGCAAUGAUGAUUUAUUCUCUUCUGUUUUCUAGGUCACCCAUGUAGCAUUAACACUCAUAGCAAAGGUGAGGGGAAAACCUUUUUAUUCUUUUAUGCUGUCUAAUAAUUAUUUUACAAAAAACUACUCAUGAAUAGCAACUCAUGUUUAUUUUCUACUAUUAUAAGUCUGUAACCCUAUAAUAACCUGGUUAUGAAGCAGGGGUUUUAGUAAGUACCAAUGACCGAUGAAAUGCGUCGGCUCCUUUGCUGAGAGCAGUCGGCUACUAUUUUCCCCGAAAAAGAAGCAACUACUUUUAAAAAUGUCGUAAACAAAAAGCAUUUAUAUCAUCAAAUCUGAAUUAAAAUGUAAGUUAAUAAUAUUAUGAUAUGCUUUCAAGGUCCACUGAUAUGUGAUGCGUUAGUUACACCAGAAGCUCUUCUGGUUACACAAACGCUGUAUUUCAGUCAAUUUUUCCCGCAUUUCUUUGUAGGUUUACGCAGAAUUUAAUUAUGUACAAUGUACUACAUUGACGUUUGUUCAUUGCUUGUAGGAAUUGACUGUGUGGCUAUGAAACCUUAAUGAAAGCUGGAUUUUUUAAACAAAAAACACGCUCUUCAUUUCUCAGUUUAGUCCCCGAAAGACGGAAAAUCGCAGUUUAGGGCUUUGAAAUUGCCAAAAUUUUCUGGGGGAGCACGCCCCCAGACCCCCCUAGAAGAAGGGGACUAACAGCCCCCUUGUUGAUACAGUCGGUUACUCUAUUAAAUCCUGCUGGCUACUUCAACAAUUAUUGAAAUCCCUGUGAAGUAUUAUUUUUGUUAUUUUUCAUGCAUUGCUACACGAGGUGUCUGUUAUUUCAAUAAUUAUUGUCUGGUGAACAAGAAGAGUUCUGUGAAUCACCUAGACAAAUUAGUGUGUUGAAGUGGAUGCCAGUCAGAUUUUUCUUUUCUGUAUCAAUUUUUUCGAUAUAGUGAUGUUUCCACUCUGUUGAGAUUAAUCGUAUGGAUGUUAUUGCCUAAUCACCUAAUCAUAUGGAUGCUAUUUCACCAGUUACAGUGUACCAUGGUUAACCCUAAUCCUUAACCAUCUAUAUGUAGGUUCUCAAAACAUUCCCCUGCACACAACCCCUACUCUUGCACCCACUGAUUUUAUCACUAAAGGGAAGUCAUGCAUUUGGUGAUCCCUUUCCCAACACCCGACAAUGAAUAACAAGUCAUUUUAAAUUUCUAAGGAAGUAAAUCUGUCACCAGUCUGUUCAGAUUUGGAUCUUGUUGCCUAGAUUUUCCCAUGGGGCUGUGAGGCAGUUCAGUUAAAGCAGACCGGUUUCCAUGACACUUGUUUGAGUAGGAACCAUUCUGCACCCUUGAGAGGAGCAGGGAUGGCAAACUGUUGAGAUCACUUGCCUCUGUUAGCACUUAAUUGUGACAGUGAAAAAAGAUGGGGCACAAAGAAAACUGUGUGCGUAAAGCAAGGUUGUGAUAUAUUAGAGUUGGUGACUCAGGACACAGAAAAAUUUUCCAUUGCCGGUAUUAACCAGUGUCCAUAUUAAGCAGGUCAACUUUAGGGAUAAUGUAUGAGCUAUAAAGGGUUUCAUUAUCAUUUGUCUCACGAUUGUCACUUACGUGUGUAGAUAUUGAUUAUGACGUCUCGACCACAUACUGUACGUCUAAUUCACCAAGUGAUUGUGUCGAUUUACUGAGGAGAACUAUUUAUACCACCAUGAUGUUAGUGAUUGCCGUAUCAUGCACCUUGCUCAUGGUUGGUGGGUUUCUAUCUAAAGCAUUGUUGGCAUUAUUAGUCUAUUUAGAGGAGGAAACUGUUCCCUCAGCGGUGUGUUGUGGUAAUGGGGUUCCAUUACUCUUAGUAUACUUGGCCUCAUCACCACCAAUACAUGAUUUUGUUGAAGUUGUUUUGUUGUUUGUAUUAUUACAGUUAUUGUUGUUGUUAUUAUUAUUAUUAUUCCUAUUUUAUGUUUUUUUUUUGUUUUUCUGAAGGACUUUUGCCCAGAAAAAUACAAAGCACUUUGUAAGAUCAUGAGUAGCAAGUUCAUGAAAACAGGAGAUGCCAGUACCAUGCUAGAAUCAUACCUGUCUGUCAUAACUAAAGGUUCUUGUUCAAAUGAUGACAAUGGUUUGUUUUUGGCAAAGGACUUUGAUCCACGUAUGUCAUAUGUGGCCUCACCUAUUUCAGGCAAGUUUACUUGUGAUAGAAAAAUAUAGUCAUUUCAAAUUUAAAGGGACAUGCAUGCAGCAUAAUUUUAGAAGGUUUAUAAGAAAUUGCGACUUUCCUCUCACUUUCUAUAUCUUUGCCUGUCCAAAGAAGUACAAUGUUAUAUUUUGUAUGAACUUCAUUGAUCUGCAGACCGUUUGAUCUGCGUCUGUUUGAUGACUAAUUAAUCCUUGCUGUGUUUCGUUUCGUUAGAUGUAAUCAACAUAUUUGGAGUGGAGACUAUUUUGAUAUACACGGCUCUGCUGUUGAAGAAGAGAGUAGCUGUAUACAGUCCAAAAAUCGAGGCUCUUUUGGACAUAUGUAGGUAAGGUGUGUCAUUUUACAUUUUCGGCAGUUGAAAGGAGCUGGCUUGUGGAAUGUGAAUUUAACCCAUUCGCCCCUGGGAAUUUUGCCGAAAAAAACGCCUUUUGAGCCUACUGGAGCCCUCUCUCUUUAUAGCUGUUUGGUUUGGUCUAUAAAUAGCCCAAACUGCCUAAAACGUGUUUUAUAGGAUGAGCAAUUUACGGUCUUCUGUCCCGGGCAUGCACACAAAGCAGAAAAAAAUUCGGGGAUAGCUUUCGGGAUCGUAGGAUUAGAUGGAAGGAAGUGCGGGUGGGUAGUGAAACAAGAUUUUACUGGAAUUUUCUGGUCUUUUUUUAUGUUUUUGUUUGUCUGUUUCUUUGUUUGUUUGUUUUUGCGCUUCCCCCCAUAAUACAACCAUGCUGUGAAAGAUCUCUUCCCGCAGCAAAAGUUACAUGACAAAGUUACCCUUGACUAAUGAUAUCCGAAAAACUCGCCAGAAUGCCUUAAACGGCAACUGCAAAGUUUCCAUUACAAAAUAGCUGGGGUCGAAAACGUUACAAUUCUCAGUGUGUUUAUUUACCAUGCACGCGUGCUGUUGAGUCUUCGAUAAAUGGUUCGGCGGAAUAAACCCACACUUAGGAUAAACAUUUGUCAGCAGUUGUGAUGAACGUUAAAUAGACAAAACCAGGGGUUGAAAAGGCAAUCUAGGCCGAUUCAGCGCUUCUUACAGCAAAAAUUUGCAGUAACUAGAGAUCCACACUGCUCGAGGGUUCAAUGAAAAUGGUUCCAACGACUCUCCAUGCGAUAAUUCGCCCCAUGAUACCUCUGCCCUUGACCGUCUCCAGCGGUACAGGGGACGUGAAUCCACACGGGCGGCUGCUGGUGGUUCACAGCUGAAUAGGUUAAAUGAGACUUUUUUUCGAUCGAAAUUCUGAUGGACUGUAGUGUUAACGUGAUUUUUACACGUAGAAUUUAAAAUUCUCAUGAAUAAAACCCUCCCAGAUCAGAUAAAAAACAUAGUCUCGCAUUCUUGUUUUGUUCAGUUACUAUCUGCUCAUUAUCAGUGAUUCCAUCUUAUCCGUUUGAUUAUUCAUUUAGAGCUUUACCUUUGCUGGUCUGGCAUCGUCAGAAUUGGAGCAUUCUUCAUCCAUUUGUUCAUCUGGAGGAUGAUGAGUUAGAAGGGCUUGCGUCCAACAUAACAUACGUUGCUGGCUUCACUGAUGCUUCAGUUGAAAACAGAACGGAACUGUAUGACCUGUUUGUUAAUGGUAACAAAUUUUUGUAGCUUCUUAAUUAAUACGUAAGGUUAUAUCCCACGAUAGAGGCCCUCUUCGGGAAGGGGCGCGGGGUUUGGGGGGGGAGGUGGGGGCGGUGUAAGUAUGUCCCAAGUCAAGUGUUUCCCAAGUGUUUCAAAUAUGGUCGUUUCGCAUUUUGAGGAGUAGACCAUGUCCCUGUCGGUAUUUAACACAUAUUUAUGCCGUUUGGCACCAUUUCAUCUAGUCUUAUGUCCGGCAGUUUCAAAGCCAUGUCACUCGUCUGAAUUUUAUCCUAACCGGGCCUCACUUUACCGGGUAGCUCAUACGCCGGCACAAAAACCAUACCGGAUAGGGCCUCUGUUCACGCAUAAGAACGACAAUUUCGGGGCGAUUUCUGUAACGGAGGCUGCGCCGUGGCAAUCUCGAAAGUGUAGCAUCACAUAUUGGAUAAGUUCUGUGCCACACUUUGAUGGUGCAUUGUUAAUAGGUAUUUUGAUGGUAACGCCGGAAGUGAAUAAGUGAGAUCGACGUUUGCAAUCCACUGGGACGGAAGUAAAUAUUCAGGAGUGAGAACUGGCAUUUGGUGGACCAAAAACUCUCUGCCAACCGCUCCGGUACCAUUUAAUGUUCGAUGUGUGUGAACGACUUGUUCCAGUCCCGAGCCGUGACUGUCCAUACUAUGCCGGAUUGCUUUUCGUAUCUACACGAUAAGCUAUCCGGUAUUAUGUAGCCAUCCUCUGACCUGUUAUCUUAGUAUUACACUGUUUGGUGAAAGGAAAAACAAUCACAGUCCAACAUCGGUACAAUUUGGGCAGUACAUCUUGUCCCAUUUCUCAACACCGUUUGACUUGAAUGGUUAGGGUCUCUGUCUCACAUAGGUGGCCACCCUCUAGAGAGUCGACCAAACUUGACUGCCAGAAGAACGGCAGAGAACAACUCUAGGUGUUCGUUUAGGAAAGUUAUCUGUGUAAUCGUAGCGUCUGUUUCGAAAGAGUUGACCGAGCAAGCUUACGAGAGUCGGACCUCAGGGGAUCUCUACCUCAAGCAGGUCUGGCACAUUUUACUAAGGUGAAAAUAACGUUAAUACUCGAAUUAACGCCCAAGAGGCGACGCGUAUUUGAAUGGGCGUUGCAUUUCAUUCUUUAGUGAUUUCGGCCUCAAUAUGGCAUUAGUCCAUGUUUAAAAUGAACAAAAACAGAAACAUUCAACAAGAAAUCUAAAACGUACAUGUAUCUCCCAGUAUUUAUUCAAUUGCCUGUGUCUGCUGCGUAUUCUUGGCUCUGAACGUUCUAUUGUAACCAAGUUUUGUACCUGUCCUUAAGCAAAUUUGUCAAAGGAGCCGCAUCUUUAAUAUCUACUGAUGGGACGUUUAAGGUAGAGUCCAUUUCUACAUCGGUAGCUCUAAAUACAGCUGUAGUCAUCAUCUGAUUAACAAACCUGAGGCCGACGGUGCACUUACUUUUCCGCCCCCACUCCCCCUCCGCCUUUCCAUCAUGCAGUGCUCCGUUUAGUCAAAGUUUUUAAAGCUACUGAUGUACGCGGUAAGGAAAGAAGUCCACACAAGGAUUUGAGGUCAAAGCUGGGAAUCGUACCCGCGACCUUGCUCAGGAGGCCGCACUCCAACGAACUGUGUCAAUCUUUGCAACUUCUCUGGUGGUUGUUAGUGAUUUUACAUUUUCUGUAGUACAGUCAACUCUCUACAGCGAACACCCUUCGUAAGCGACCACUACUGAAAUUUCUUAAAACCACCUGACCACUUAUUAAAACACAAAUUUGACAUAUUCUUUUUUAAAGCGCUGACCAAGCGUGUUGACAGAUUACAUGUAUAGCAGUUGUCUUACAAAAAAGAUGGCUGAUACGAUUUGUAGGUAAAAAGGGUGGAUUAUAACACUGAUGCAAAAUGUUGUGUACACAAAUUUCAACAGUUUUAAGCGCUAUUCGAUAAAAACAUUAUUGUCAGUUGUCUGUUUGCUUAACUUUUAGCUUUUAAGGUAACAACUUUGUAUAAUAUGGUAUAUUUAAUCGUUCAGUUUGAGCUUAUUUUCUUGAUUUUUCCCGUAGACCGCCACCGGUAAGCGACCACUUUGUCGCGCACCAAGGGUCGUCGCUUACGACAGAGUUGACGGUAGCUACCCACCUACCCCUCCCCUAAGCCAACAUUUUGCCAUAAGUAAGAACUGAGUGUUAAUGUUGGUUUAGGGGAGGGGUAGGUGGGCAGUUUCACAGAAACGUAAAAUGAUCCAAAUUUUCCCCAUAAAUACAGGUCUCUUUACGUCCAAACGAAAUUUCUCUUUUGUGAAACGUUUUUUGUAUAUCAAAAUUAAUAAUUUAGUUCUCUUGCUAUUUCCUUUUCUUUCAGUUGCCGCCGGAGAAAUCUCUAUUGCACCUGAGGCGAAAGGUAUCAUUAAUUUGUAGUUCGAGUUCGAAUACCAGUUAAGUGGCACUGAACAAGCGCGCAUUCUCAAAUCUGGUGGUCCACCCUUCCAGUACAACAACGUUUUUUUUUUUUUACCAGAAACUCGUCGUAGGAAAACAAGUUGAAAUUAGGAUAGGUAAAGUGGAUUUUAAUCGGUUUUCUGGUGCUCAAUGGGCACUAGGAGGGCUUUAGAAGCAUUUUCAAGUGUUACCCUAUUAAGCAAUUGUUUCCCUCUAUUGAAUCCCAUUUUCCGUGAUGGUUGUUUCGUCUUUUGUCGUCUUUCUUCGAUGUAUCUUUAAUGAUCCCUAAUACGAGAGCGACAUGAACUCAUACUCGACGUUGAUGCUAAAACUAAUCUCGCACAUGAUCUAGUGUCGGUCUAUAAAACUCAUUUUAUGAUUAAAUGUCUUGAUCAUCACGCAUUUGUAUUUUUUGUUUGGUUUUCGGGUAUCUUCUUUUUUAUCUGUUUUAAUUUGUGCUUUUCGCUAUUUUCGUAGAAACUUUUCAAAUGGGAAAAAUUCACAAGGACAUUGCUAUGUUCAUGGUAGAGGCUGCUAAAAACGAGGAAUAUAAUGAUCAGACUUUGGUGAAGGUAAGAAGUAAUUCAGAAUUGCCUCCAGCUUUCUUAACUUGAGACGGAAAAAAAGUUUCUGAUCAUCUGUUUCAUUGUACCUUUCAAGUGCCAGGUUUUCUGGGUUGUUUCGGGCUGUUUUCCGAGUGUCUUGGCUGUUUUGGUGUUCCGGGUUUGUUACAUGCCCGCGAAAGGUAACGUUUGAAACCAGGUUCGAAAUUAGGCUUCUUUCUUAGAGUCGAUGAAACUUAAAUCUUAGUCUUCGUUAACACGCAGUGUGUUGUGAUAAAUAUUGAAAGAUGGAACAUGUUGGCUCGGUGAAUUGUUGGGAAAGGUGUUACAUGUACAUUCGUAAUUUCAUGAGCUGAGGACGAAUAAAGAGUCGUCUUGGAAAUUCACCUCUUUCCUUGCCUUAGCUUCGUUGCCUUGGUGGAUAUUAAGAAGAGCCAUUAUUUUGGGUGGGCGAGCUUUGAUUUAGUCCAUGGUCGCCACUUUUGUUCUCCAAAUAUGUAGGGGCCUUGACGAGUGAUUCCUAACUCUAAGGCUGCGUCUUUUACCCCCUUUGGCCACGAUAUCACUCUUAGCCUACGUAACGCAGCCCCUGGUAGGGUAUGGCUACCCGUGGGGUACUGCUCACUUAUUUCUGCACUGUUUUUCUCUGCUACCUUUCUUUCUACAACUGAAUGCGUGGAAGUAUAGGACAUAACGUAGCCGAGCGGUUAGGGCGCUGGACUUGACUGAGUUUAAGUCGCCGGCCACGCUUGUGAAAUAGCCAACUGGGUUGCCUGCUACAAGUUAGGAUUCUUAAACAUGUUAUCUUCCAUAUUUCCUUAAUUAAAUAACGUAUUUAUGUGUAUUUUGUUCAAUGCCUCAUUAUUUCGGGACAUCUCAGCAUCACCCAUUUGACGCGGUAUUUUAUGUUUGUUUUCUCCAUUUCAGGAAUUGUCCGUCAAGACAAAGGACCUUAUAAACAACCUCACAAAGCUAGCGGUGGAACCCGAGGGAGGAGGAAAGGCUAGGGUGACUUUAGAAGCUUUAAAACAACGUAAACUUACAGCUGUAGUGGAAAACUUUUUAUUUAAUCUUGCUGCAGCCGAGGGUUUGGUUUGAAACACAGGGACAUGUUUUAACAUCUAGAAUCUGAUUUACCGUGUGAUUUUGUGCCCCUUUUCCUGACUAGCAUGUCAAAACAACGCUCCUGACAACGCUUCUGGACCAGAAAGAGGGAAAUUCUCUCUAAAACUACGUAUAUUCAAUUUGCCUACUAUUCAGGCUUCUCCAGUGAUAACCGUGCUACUGAGUACAAUUUUGCCUUGCCCGAAUCGCUUAUAAAAUGGAAUAAUUGACGGUUUAUGUUUUUUGGUUUGACAAAAGUUUGUCCAGUCCUAAGGCAAGAUGACAGCGCUUUGACACAAGUCUAGGGGUGGAUUGUAAACAUUGUGUGCACUUAAUUUUUAGUGCCUGUAAACCGCGAUUUUUGACGUCAAAAUUUGAAAAAUAUAUAAAAGUCUUGUGUUGAUCCUCUGUCAAUCUAAGCUUUCUUGACAGAGAUAUGUGUUCAAAAGGAGCAAAAUUUUAUUACAGAAAUAAUUGACAGAUACCACAGUUCCAUGCUGAAAGAAGUAAAUGCAUGGUGAGCAUUUCUUAGUAUUGGUCACGAAUGGCUUAGCAAUAAAACCUUGUAUUUUUACUGUUACAGCACAUGUUUUGAGCUCUACAUGUAGCUCUUGUAAUAUCCACUACGCACACACCGCCAUGAUAGUUGGAACUGCUUUAAUGGUAAACAUCACGUGAUAUAGGUACAGAAUGCGUGCGAAGUUACACAGGAUACCACAUCCCUCCCCAACAUUACAAAGUGCCUUACUCAAGCAUUGUCUGAAAUAACAACAAACAAAAUAAGGUUUCUAUGCUUUAAUAAAGGCAGUGUCUCUUGUUAGGUUAGCACAUAACCUUUUAAGUAGGAGGGUUUCCUUCUGGUUCACUGGGGUCAGCAUGAUUGUGGGUCAGCUUCGGUCUGUUUUUCACUUGAUUGUAUGUGGUCACUUCCUUUCUCUGUUUGCUCUUGGCUUUGCCCC